UGGGUUUGGUUCACCAAUUUGUUGCUUAUUUGUUUGGUUGGUUGCGUGAACAAUGCUCUAAAUACAGUUCCCUGUUUUGGGCUCUUUUGCCAUCCAACCAGAAUCUCUUCUUCCCACUCCUAAUUAUCGGCCUUCCUCUUUUGGCCCUAACCUUUUUAACAAAUUUCUACGCCCAAAACUGAUUGAGACACACCCCUUUCUUACAAUUUAUCCCAAAUUGUUGCUUAUACUCCUUUUUUCUCUGGUUUGCUUUCAAAUCUUGGCGAACUUUUGCGAUUUGGGUUGUGUUUUUCUAUUCAUCUCUUGCUCGGGAUUUUGAGAACCCAGUUUUCUUGCCUAAUUUCUCGAGAAAUUUUACUCAGAAAGGAAACCAAAUCAUUUUUUUAGUGUUUAUCCCAUCUGGGUUUCGUCUAAACCUCCCUAAUCUUUCAAUGGAGAUAAAUGGGUGUUCUGAGAAAGACGGGGUUUGCCCCCAACUGCUGGAUUUGAUCCCCAAACACCGGCAAUGGGUUGCUGCGGGAGAUGUUGCCGGAAAACCCCACACCUCCGAUGAUAAGAAGCUUGAACUGAGGCUUGGCCUGCCCGGAGAAGGCGAUUGGUCCGGCAAAGGAAAGGAUGAAGCCGUUCCUUAUUUUGGGUGUUUUCCUGUUUCUCAUAAAUUUUCUCCUUCUGAGAAUCCAUGGCCGCCGUCUCCAAAUUUUCAUGGAAAGUUUCAAGCGGCCAAACUGCCAGCGUUUUGCCUGUCGUCAAUGGGAAAAGAAUCAGUGUCACAGCCCUGUUGCACGAAAAUGGUUGAUCUACAUAAUGCUGAACCUAAAUCAUUUCCUUCCUCUGCAAACACAACUGUUUCCAACAGUUCUCAGAAAAGGACUGCACCGGCUCCAGUUGUGGGAUGGCCACCAAUUAGAUCGUCGAGAAGGAACCUUACAAGCAGCAGCGGCAGCUUCUCAAAGCCUGUGUCGGAGUCGUCCUUGGAUGCAGCACCGAGCAAGCUCCCGGCUCCCAGUAAGAAGGCGGUUGAAGUUGGUGGAAAGGGUCUGUUUGUGAAGAUCAAUAUGGAUGGAGUUCCCAUUGGUAGGAAAAUUGAUCUGAAUGCUCAUGAUAGCUAUGAAAAGCUUUCCUCUGCUGUUGAUGAACUCUUCAGAGGUUUGCUUGCAGCUCAAAGAGAUUCCCCAGCUGGUGGCGUUUGGAAGAAGCAAGAUGACGAGAAACCGAUCACCGGUUUGCUCGAUGGAAGCGGAGAAUAUACUCUUGUUUACGAGGAUAAUGAAGGAGACCGAGUUCUUGUUGGCGAUGUCCCUUGGCAAAUGUUUGUUUCGACGGUGAAGAGGUUGCGUGUGCUGAAAAGCUCGGAAUUACCCGCCUUGAGUCUCGGUUGCUCGAAGCCACAGAAGAUGGCGCUCGACUCUGCGCCCUAAGUGAAGGAAGAGAGGUUUUUAAGCUGAGGCUUGAGAGAAGACAUUUGAAUUAUGAUAUCAUUAGUAGUAACUAAAAUGGUUAGCUUAAUCACCAAACCCAUAGAGUAAUGGUUUAAUCUCUGUAAUUUCUUGUGAAAUUGCAAUGUAAUCAAUCAAUCUCUCAUCUUCUUUCUUUGUAGAAAGCCUGAAUUAGUCUAAGUUGCUUUUGCAUUGUAACACCAAAACAAGUGAGUGAUUUGGAGUUUUUAAUGUAAGUUAUCCAACACAUUGAAAGGCCUUGGUUUUGAAUGUGUA
Cucurbita moschata (crookneck pumpkin) is the source of this 1712-nucleotide messenger RNA. Its product is annotated as auxin-responsive protein IAA26-like. Gene Ontology annotation, cellular component: nucleus. NCBI's taxonomy places the organism in Eukaryota, Viridiplantae, Streptophyta, Magnoliopsida, Cucurbitales, Cucurbitaceae. Bases 432 to 1418 code for a protein of 328 amino acids. Gene Ontology annotation, biological process: regulation of DNA-templated transcription. Gene Ontology annotation, molecular function: protein binding. The record is from RefSeq and is a predicted model, not a curated record. The transcript is spliced from 5 exons.